Molecule: messenger RNA, 276 nt
Organism: Miscanthus lutarioriparius
Lineage: Eukaryota; Viridiplantae; Streptophyta; Magnoliopsida; Poales; Poaceae
Source: the annotation of a GenBank genome assembly
AUGGCGUUUUACAAGUACGGCCUGGCGUUCUUGGCCGGCACAGGCUUGGGCGCGGCGAUGACGACGACCCUCCGCAACAGCCGCUGCCCCCUCCACAAGCACGACUCCUGCUCCUGUCACCGCCGCCACCGCCCCGUCGGCGGCGCAGGCGAGUCACCGGAGACCGGCCGGGGGAUCAGGGAGGAGUACUACGGCGCCCAGGAGAAGGGGAAGAGAUGCCCCAAGCAGGGCGGCAAGGAGAAGAAGGGAGACAAAUCCGAGGAGUCGUCGGACUGA